GAAUUUGUUUAUAUGUUUGGAGUAAUCCGUCGUUCUCCAACAUGUGAAAGAAGAUGAAUUUCUUUAUUUAAUAACAUUGAUUUGGAUUUGUGUGGACUCCAUAUUUUUACACCAUGUCGUCGGAGGCCGUGGUUAAAUGUGUUGCCAAGAAACUGAAAUACUAUUUUGAUGUGAGGAGAUUAGAAGAUGGAUUUGACUUAUCUGGCGUAAACUGUCCCCAGCUAGAUCAUCCUCCACUGAAAUCAAGGCCCACCCUGCAGUAUGAUGGCUUACACGACAGGGCCCUGAAGCACUACUUCAGCCUCCCCGAGGUCAGGGUCAAACUCACUCAGAUGGGACCGGACGUCUGUGAACCCAAACAGAAGAUUGUCAAGAAGAAGCUCAAACGUCACAUGGUCAAACAUCACUUCCUGCUUACUCGGGACCCAGAUGUGGAACCAUUGUCCGUAUUAUAUGGACCACCGAAGUCGCCUGGAUCUCGGAUUCGGCCCUCUACGUUACCUGAAUAUGCUUACAUGGAGACCAGGGAGGGGAGACGACUCCGUAGAGACAUGACUGGGUUUGGGGUCCUGAUGCAGUCUCAGCGCUCACGGGCCUUAAAAGGAGGCUGGCCCUUACUAAGGAGUGUCCCCACUCACAAUGUGUCCAGAUCGGAGGCUAAACGACUCGUGGACGCAGCAGCUGAAGUCUUAGUAGCAACCGAACAUCUAGAAGAAGAUGAGGAAGACAAGAAAGAAAAGAAUUCUAACCGACCACAAUCGGCUCCCAAGCCAUUUGAGGCAAUUUGUAGUGAAAUUCCAACUGUUUAUAUUAAAAAAUGGAGUGUGAUUAACCCCAUAGACAUGGCUACUACCCAUGUGGAGAGGGUAGACCGUCGAAAGUACACCUGGGACAUCCACGGACGACGUCACAAAAAUGACAGCAAGGCGGACUUUAGGUCAGAGUCCCCUGUGCUGACUCCUGCCCCUCCACCAGACUCCCCUGAACCAGAGCCAAAGAAAGUGCGUCCUCGGUCGGCCAAACGUCGACAGCGACAGAAGACUGUGAUUGAGGUGAAUGAAACUAGACACAGGGAGGAGGUGUCUAUCGAUGAGGGAACACAGACAAUGGAGAACGGGAACCAGACAGAUCACCAGCUAUUACGACAAUACAAUUACCUGGAUGAGGAGGUGACGUCGGGUGAGAGGGCAGAGUACCAGAUUUAUGUCAGAACCGGAAACCGAAUUGGUGCAAGUACAAAGGCUGAAGUCAAACUGACACUAUACGGAGAGAGAGGUCGGAGCAAGGAAAUCGUGCUAGAUAAAUCAAAACGGCACAAAGUCUGCUUCCAAAAGGGAAAGGAAGACUUGUUCAUUGUGGCUCAUCAUCAUGUUGGAAAACUGCUGAAAGUUAAAAUUGGGCAUGAUCGAGCGGAUGCAAGUAACGCCUGGUUCCUGGAGUCUGUGACAGUCUUUGACAUGCACAGUAAGAAGAUUUACGAGUUCGUAUGUGAUCGAUGGCUGUCUGGUGUGGACGGAGAUCAUAAGACGUAUAGAGAUCUCCUGGUGGAUCGUGAUCGCGCCUUUAUACAAGCCCUGGAGGAGGAGAGUGAAGAUGACCACAAAAGUGACCGAUCGUUGAAGAUGCGCUCCCCGUCACCUGCUGUGCAGGGCAGUCUCCAUGACGACCACCUCAGUAUCAGGUCCAAUCAGGGAAGCUACACCGACACAAAGUCUGACGGCAAGACCAGGCAUUCGCGGCGUCAUCACGACUCAGGGUCAGACAGCGAGUCAUUGAGCAGCUACUCCAGCUCCUCAUCCUCCACAGAGACGUACACCACCACAACCACAACCACCACUGCCAAGAGAGAUCGAGACGAGUUUUACGAUGAUGCAAAGGGGCCAACGUUUACAAUGAAGACGAUAAAAGGGAAACCUGCCAACUCAGAUUCUGGUCCUCGUGGGAAGACAGUGUCAGUCGAGUCCUCCUCUCAAGACGGCAAAGAGUUUGUGCAUGGAUACGAGAGUGGACUAAAAGCUGUAGAGGAGGAAAAGAGAAGGAAACGUGAAGAAGAGAAUGAUGAGAGGAGGAGGCUUCUGAGGGGGCCCACUAUACAUGAGGCCGCAGAGAGGGGAAAUCUGAACCGCGUACAAGAGCUCCUCACUCACUUCUCAGAGAUGAAAGAUAACACAAAUGAACAGGGUCUAACUCCAUUACAUCUGGCAGCCAAGUUUGGUCGCGUUGACAUCGUGAAAUGGCUGACUAUUAAUGAUGUGAACUUAAACAGGGAAACGCCUCAGGGAUACUCCCCAAUUCACCUGGCGGCCAUGAAUGGGCAUGUUAACUGUUUGAUGGUUCUUCAUGCUAUGGGUGCCAUUUUAACAUGUAGAACUUUAGACAAGAAAACUCCUCUGCAUUUAGCUGCCAUGAAUGGACAUGUAGAAUGCGUGAAGUGGCUGGUGGCCAAUAGGGGCAGUCUGUCUGUGAAAGACGACAUGGGACGUACUCCGAGAGAAAUUGCCGAGGAGUUCCACCAUGAAGACGUCCUUAAAUUCCUGAAGGCAUGUGAAGAGGAGCUGGAGAACCCAUCCAGCGGGUUUGCUCAGCUCAGAAAUCCUACCGGACAAGGACUUCCUACAAUAGAUGAAGACUUAAACAGUGAUGAGAAACCAGUCUGGAAGGAUGAUAAUAAGGCUCAAGAUGAUGAAGAUUCUCACUCUAGUCAGAAAGAAAAAGAGGAGAGAAAGAAGAUCUAUGAUGACACACACAAGAAGAUGGAGCAGAAUGGCGACUCGUUCUUGGAGAGCAUCCAGCGCGAGUUUGAAGGCGGCCCUGGUCCAUAAGCGCUCACACCGUGGUGUAGUGUUGGGGAGACUUAGAUUGAAAUCAUUUUCUGUGAUAUUGUAGGCUUCAGAUGCUAGCACUGACUGUAAAGAAAGUGAAGAAAUAUUUAAAAGUCUAAUGCUAGAAACUAAUCUAAAAAUAGAAGUAUGUACGUUGAAACUCAAGAAUCGUAGCACGGAGGCUGUAUAUAUAGUAAGAUUAUACACGUGUAUAUGGAAGAAUUUUUGAAUGUCCAAUUAUAAUGGAUCCGGGCAUUUUCACCAAAAAAUGUACUAGGUAGAUCUAGAUGUUCUACCAUUACAAAAACACAGCAGGUGUGUCGAUUUUCUCUCUUGUUGUCGUUAUCUGGAUCCUGCCCAGUGUGCUUGUUUGUGCAAUCAUUGCUGAAUAGUGAUGAAACAGUACACAAUUCAUGUUACUGUGUUAAUUAGUCUGUGAUGAAUUUACAUCCGUCCAUCAUUGAAUUCUGCAAUGUCAUUUUUUUAAUUUCAUAAUCCCUGCAGAGAAAUUUAGGACGUAGUUUUAUUGAUAGUUGAAUAAAAUACGUUUAUAUGUACGAACUAAGUGUUUUCACAUAGGUUGAUAUGAAUUAAAUUUGCAUUAUUAAUUAAAGAUUUUAAUAGUGGGGACGUUAUACAAUCACCGUGUGCUUUUGUUUGGCAAAAGCAAGCUCUUAAAUUCAAUGCAGUCUUAGUAUUUAUAGUAUAUGCUUAGCACCACCAAUUUUUUGUAUUUAUCAAUUUUUCCCUAUGCUUUUAAAAUCGUGUUUACUUUAGAUAUUGAACUUUAAUCUCGUCUUUCUGAUCCGAUAUCAACGUAAACAGUUCCUGUAUUGUGCUUUGUUUUAUUUUCGGGGUAAUUUUUUUGUUACGUAGAUGCCAUGUGAUAUUGGUGAGACUGUUGGAGACAUAUUCGUGGGUAUGUUACAAGAUAAUUUUGGAUAAUUAGGUUAUUUUUAGUUAUGCUUGAAUAAAGUAUUUUACACAGAA
Molecule: messenger RNA, 3812 nt
Organism: Ostrea edulis (European flat oyster)
Lineage: Eukaryota; Metazoa; Mollusca; Bivalvia; Ostreida; Ostreidae
Exons: 23
Coding region: 114-2822 (902 amino acids)
Molecular function (GO): protein binding
Source: RefSeq, a predicted model, not a curated record